UUAUACUCGUAUACAUUUGUAUGUGCAAAUAUACAUACAUAUAUACAAACAAGAAAAAACGUUAUCUAUCUAUAUCAUCUAUAGCAAAGCGAUAAUACCCUUCACAGAUGCAUUUUUUUUUACCAUGAAAAAUACUCCGAUUAUUGCCUUGAAAAGUCUAGUUCGCUUAUAUACAGACAGACAUAAUUAAAUCGGCUCCGCUCAUCACAUCAUCAAGAGCACAUCACGUACAUAUCAUCGACUGCUAUGCACAUAAAUAAACUUUUGCUGGACUUCAUAGUAUUUUUUGAAAAUUAAUAAAGUACUACAAACCUGAGUUAAGGACUGAAUUCCAAAUAUUAUUUUAAUUCUUGAAAUGAUAUAUCCAUAAUUGCUUAAGUAUACAUGCAACUUUUAACAACUAAUAUCAAGAUCAAAUUCUACUUGAAAUAUUUAACCAUGUUGCUUGACUCCUUCUUUAGUUAACAUUCCAGAAAGUUAGAAAAUUCAAUAUUUGUAAGAUUUAAAUUUAAAAAACACAAUUUUAUAUAGUUUGCUUCAAACUUCAGUUUUAUGAGAAUUUACUAAUUUGAAACAAACUUUGACUAGCAUCAGCGGAAAUUGGCGGACUACGGUAUAAAUGACAGAUGACGUUUAACACAAUCAAAACUUCCCCACUUGUUAAAAAAUUUCUGAUCUCAACUUCCGCUUCUUCCUUUGGUUUAUAUUUCAUAAUUAUCGAACAUAGCAUCCGUCAAAUUAUAUCAAGUGUCAAAUAUUACAAAGUUUGUGUAAAUUAUUGACAUUUUAGUGAAAACUUAUAGUGCCUAAAUAAGAACGAAAACAUUUAUCGCCUAUACAAAUAUCUCAUUUCAGAUUGUAAGCAUUUGCAAUUAGCACUUAUUUGUUGAACAUUAAUACUCGCAUAUCUACCGACCACUGAACGGGAUACCGGCAGUUAAAUAUUUACAAAAGUAAAAAAACCUAAGGAUAUUUUCCAUACCAUGGAUCUACGAUGUACAUAUGAAUAUAUGCAUGUAUCUGCCAUCUUUCCUUUGAUUGUGUUACUUUUUGCUGGUGGUUGGUCCGAUCGUUAUAAUAAGCGCAAGCCAUGCAUGAUUAUGCCCAUUAUCGGCGAGUUGCUUUCCUUCUCAUGUUUGCUCAUUUCGGCAAUCUUCUUCGAUGCCCUGCCCAUGGAAUUUGGCGCAUACUGCGAGGCGAUCGUACCGGCAUUAUUCGGCGGACUCACGUUUUGUUUAAUGGCUAUAUAUAGUUAUAUAACUAUAGCGACACCUGAAAAAGAUCGCAUAUUUAGAUUUGGUAUAUUUGCAAUGUUUGUGACAGCUGUGCCUUUUAUUGGUCAACCGAUAAGCGGUUUUCUGUUUCAGAAACUUGGUUAUAUAUUUUCGUUUGGCAUGGCCGCAUCAUUCCAAGUUAUUGCCAUACUCUAUAUAAUAUUCUUUAUAAAAGAGGUGCAACCUGCACCUAAAACAGUUGAAAAAACACCUGAGGACAUCCCGCCACCAUUGCCGGCACAGGGUCCACCACCGCUACGUGUCGGCGCCGACAAUUUGGCUUAUGAGCACACGGGCACCGAUGAGGUGGAUCGCGUUAAGAAUGUGAGUUUUGAAUUGAAUUCGCGCUUAGAGCCGUCGGAUAAGUCGGCACAGUUAUCGAAUGCUGACGCUGCAACACCCGCUCGACGGUCCUUUCUUCGUGAAUUCUUCGACCCAACUUUGGUUCUAGAUUGCCUUAAAUUUCCGUUAGUAAAACGUCCGAACCACGGAAGAAUGUUACUGAUUUUACUUAUAACUGCUUACUUUUUGACCCUAGGUCCCGUUUCAGGUGAAAACGACUAUUGGUACCGUUAUACACUUAUCAAACUCAAUUGGAAUGGAAAUGACUUUAGUUUCUUCUUCACGUUUUCUUCUGCGGCAGCUUUAGUUGGUACUUUUAUUGGCACCGCAAUACUUAGUAAAUUGCUGAAAUUUUCGGACCCUACCAUUGGUAUAUUAUCAGCUGUAGCAAUCGUUAUUUCACGAAUUCUAUUUGCUUUUGCCAGUGAUACGAAGUCUUUCUAUGUUGCUGGAGUUGUUGAUAUGUUCGUAAGUUUGCGUGUCAUUGCCAUCAAAACUAUCAGCUCCAGCAUUGUUGAUGGCGCGGAAUUAAGCAAAAUGUACUCGAUAUUUGGUAUUAGUGAGCCAAUUGGGCAGUUCAUAUUCCCGCCAAUUUUCAGUGUCAUAUAUCAAGAAACUGUGGCAACUUUUCCAGGUGCGAUCUUUCUCUUUGGUGAAGUAUUCUAUGUACCCAAUGUGCUGGUGUUUAUAUUGUGUUAUUUCAUUUUACGGCGCAGAAAUAAAACUCAGCAGAAGCCUGUAGAAAGUGCCAGUGCAAAUACUGUCCCCACAAAUCCGGAUUGUGAAAUAACUAGUCUAUAAUUCUUUUAUUUAUGUAUAUAAAUUUAAUAAGAGUGCUGCCAAGCUGUGUAAAAGAUUUUCAAAAUAA
This is a messenger RNA of Bactrocera neohumeralis, 2484 nucleotides long. RefSeq lists its product as uncharacterized. Gene Ontology annotation, biological process: transmembrane transport. The record is from RefSeq and is a predicted model, not a curated record. Gene Ontology annotation, molecular function: transmembrane transporter activity. Gene Ontology annotation, cellular component: membrane. Lineage: Eukaryota; Metazoa; Arthropoda; Insecta; Diptera; Tephritidae. The transcript has 11 exons. The coding region runs from base 984 to 2417 and encodes 477 amino acids.